Molecule: messenger RNA, 1107 nt
Organism: Penicillium expansum
Lineage: Eukaryota; Fungi; Ascomycota; Eurotiomycetes; Eurotiales; Aspergillaceae
Exons: 4
Coding region: 1-1107 (368 amino acids)
Source: RefSeq, a predicted model, not a curated record
AUGGCGGGAGAUAAUUCUGCUGUCAUCCUCGCAGUUUCUUGGACAGAGACAUGCAUUGGUGUAUUCCUUUUCAGCCUUCGGUUUCUGAGUAACUGGAAAUUCGUGGGGCGUUUCAGAUGGGACUUUGCUGUCGCUAGUUUGACGGUGGCAACCGAGAUCACUGCUCAAGUGUUUCUGCAGUUUUCAGUCAAUGCUGGAAUGGGCCAUCACUUGGAUGAUCUAUCAGACCCACAGAGAGUUACAGCACUGCACUGGUCGUGGGUAUUCCAGUUACUCGCAAUAGCUGCCAGUAUGCUAGGAAAGCUUGCAAUUCUCGCAUUCCUUAUCCAGAUUCGUGGUCGUCAUGAAAAAAAGCCGUGGUUCUUGAUUAUUACGGGUGUGUUCAUUGGGAUAAUUAACAUCGCUGUUCUUGGAACCAUUCUGGGUCAAUGCAAGCCAAUGCACAAAUUGUGGGAUGAUAGUGUUGAAGGGACAUGUGACCCGGGGCGCAAAAUGAAUCAGAACUAUUCGUUCUUCCAGGCUAGCUUCAACUCAUUUACCGACGCCUUGCUGGCGUCGUACCCGGUUCAUCUUUUUUGGAAGCUUCAGAUGAAGCUGCGAAUCAAGAUUGCCUUGUCUAUCCUCAUGGGAUUGGACGCUCAAUCCCCCCUCCUUAUCUGGGCCUCGACGGAGGCUUGGAUUGUCAUCAUUGUUGGUUGCGUACCACCCAUCCGACCACUCAUGGAAAGGGUGUUGCAGCGACUGGGCUUCACCUCCAAGAAAACGUCAACUCCCUAUCAGUACCGCAACUCGAGCGGACACGCUGCAUAUGGCACGAACAAGUCCAACCCCGCAAGUCACUCCAAUUUUCAGUCCAACACAUAUGGGGGGAGGAGGCAAUUCGACGAAAACGCCGGCCCGGGCUGGAUAGAGCUCAACACAUCCGGUGGGCCGAAUGGAAGUAAGGAACAUAUUGUCAAUGGACCGAAGGAUGUUAUGAUCAGAACUGAUAUCGUGACUCGUUUCGAGGAUGUAGAAGGUCAGGGAGUCCCAUCGUCAGGAGACAGUAGUGUCUCUGCUGAAGACCUAAUCCGUGAGGAGAGUCAGGAUGUCCGAAAAGUUAUUUGA